Molecule: messenger RNA, 5782 nt
Organism: Athalia rosae (coleseed sawfly)
Lineage: Eukaryota; Metazoa; Arthropoda; Insecta; Hymenoptera; Athaliidae
Gene: Vg
Product: vitellogenin
Biological process (GO): lipid transport
Molecular function (GO): lipid carrier activity
Source: RefSeq, marked provisional
CAACCAGCAGAAUGUGGUCUCCUCUACUUCUGUGUCUCCUAGUUGGAAUCGCCUCCGCUGACCAACAUGCUUGGAAAGCCGGGCAAGAAUACACCUACCAAGUGCGAGGUCGCACUUUAGCCGCGCUUCAUCAGGUCGCCGACCAGUACACCGGUAUCGCCCUCAAAGCCCAGCUCAAAUGUCAGCCGAAAGGAUCCGACGCUUUGAGCUGUAACAUCCAGAGGCCCCAGGUCGCCGAGAUUCACGCUCAGCUGCCAGGCGGUUGGGACUCUCCUCUCCCCGAGAAGAAGACCAACUACCAGAAGUUCGAGCUCAGUGAAAAACCAUUCGAGAUCAAGUUCAAGAAUGGCGUGAUCGACGACCUCGUCGUUGAGAAGUCUCUGCCCACCUGGCAGGUGAACAUCAUCAAGUCCAUCGCUUCUCAACUCCAGGUCGACACUCAGGGUGAAAACGCCAUGAAGUCUCGCUACAACCAGGAACCCGAAGGUGAUCAGGCUUACGCCACCUACAAGGCCAUGGAGGACACCGUGACCGGCGAGUGCGAAGUCCUUUACGACAUCAGCCCUCUGCCCGAAUACGUUCUGCAAACCAAACCCGAACUCGCACCUGUACCUCAGCUCAAAGGAAGCGGACAGAUCAUCGAUAUCGUUAAGACCAGCAACUUCAGCAACUGCGAACAGCGUAUGGGAUACCACUUCGGAAUCAGCGGAGAAACCGACUGGGAAGCCGGUAGCAACUCUAUGGGAGAUUUCCUCGCUAAAUCUUCCGUGAGCCGCGUUGUCAUUUCCGGAAGUCUGGACCGUUACACCAUCCAAUCGUCGGUAACCACCAACAAAAUCGUGGUGAGCCCCAACCUCAAGCACUCGCAGAAGGGUAUGGUGGUCAGUCGAUUGAACAUCACCUUGGACUCCGUGAACGCCGCUUCCGGUAGCCCCAGAUCCCCAUCCGAGCCCGAAUCCACCGGUAACUUGGUCUACAGCUACAACAGCCCUUUUGAGGCGAACAACAAACGUCGUCCCCACAACAACAACGAUGACGACAGCAGCUCAAGUUCCUCCUCUUCGUCUUCUUCCUCCUCCUCGUCUUCGAGCUCCAGCUCUUCUUCCUCGUCCGAAGAAGACCAACAACGUGGUAACUCUCAGAACAAAAACAACAACCAACAUGGACAUCGUCAAGCUCGUGCCGCCAACCAAAGAGGACAGGGAAACCAAGACUCAGACUCCAGCUCAAGCUCCAGUUCCAGCUCCAGUUCGAGCUCCAGCUCAGACUCAAGCUCCAGCAGCUCGAGCGAAAGCGACAGCCUCAGCAGCAGCGAGGAAUACUGGCAGUCCAGACCCACCUUGACCGACGCACCCGAGGCUCCCAUGCUCCCACUCUUCAUCGGUUACAAAGGUAGCGCAGCCCAGCAGUCCAGCCAGGUGAACCCCGUCUCCGUUGCGAAGAAACUGGCCAGCCAGAUCGGCGAGGAACUCCAGAAGCCGAGCAACAUCCCCAAGCAAAACACCCUUGAGAAGUUCAGUCACCUCGCCGCCCUCUUGCGCACCAUGAGUGCCAAGCAGAUCGAGCAGGCCGCCCACGACAUGUACGCGCCCGCCAAGGAGAACGCCAGCAAGAGCGAGAGUGCCAAGAACGCCGCUUGGAAGGCCUUCCGCGACGCUGUCGCCCAGGCCGGUACCGGACCCGCCUUCUCCGUCAUCAAGAACUGGAUCCAGACCAAGAAGAUCCGCAACAACCAAGCCGCCGAUCUGAUCGCCGUGCUGCCGAGUACCACCAGGUACCCGACCGCCGAAUACAUGGACGCCUUCUUCGAACUCGCCACCAGCCCCGAAGUCACCAAGCAAGCUCCGCUCAACAACACCGCUAUCCUCGCCUUCGCCGAUCUCGUACGCGAGUCCCAGGUGAACAACGCCUCCGCCCACGGUCGUUAUCCCGUCCACAGUUUCGGACGUCUCUCCCCCAAGAACAACCCAGCCGUCCAAGGACAAUGGAUCCCGUACAUCGCCAAGCAACUGAAGAGCGCCAUCCGCGCCGCCGACAGCCAGAAGAUCCAGGUGUACAUCCGCGCCCUCGGUAACGUCGGUCACCCCAAGAUGCUCUCCGUCUUCGAACCUUACCUCGAGGGUCAGGAGGACUCCUCCGACUUCCAGCGAUUGAGCAUGGUACUGUCCAUGUGCAAUCUCGCCAGGCUCUACCCGAAACAGGCACGCGCCGUUCUUUACAAGAUCUACCAGAACACCGGUGAAGCUUACCAAGUCCGUACCGCCGCCGUCUUCCAACUGAUGAGGACCAACCCACCCCCAAGCAUGCUCCAACGCAUGGCUGAGUUCACCAACCAGGACACCAGCAAGCAGGUCAACGCUGCCGUGAAAUCGAUCAUCGAAACCGCCGCGAAACUCGACGACGCCGAGCUCGCACACAACGCUCGCGCCGCCCGCGAUUUGCUCAGCACCAAGAACAUGGGUCUCCAAUACUCCCGCGGAUGGCUCCACGAUUACACAUCCGAGGCAAUGAGCAGCGGCUACCAACUGAAUUCUUACUGGAUCGGAAGCGAAGACGCCAUCGCACCUCAGGCCGUAUUCGCCACCGCGGCGUUCAACAAGGGUGGAUUCCAAUCCCCGGCUUCCAUCUACGGCGCCAUGGUGUCCAGCGUUGACGAUCUGCUCGACGUUCUCUACGAUCAAUUCGAAGACAACGACCAGGCUAACCAGAAGAAGAACUCCAAAUCCAGCAAAUUCAGUCCCGAGAACAUUCUGAGCGCCCUUAACAUCCAAAGCAACGACGCCGAACAACUGGAAGGAAGCUUCCUCUUCCCCGCUCUCCAGGGUAACCGUUUCUACGCCUUCGACAACAACACCAUCGAACAACUGCCCAAAGUGGUCAAGCAAGCCGCGGCCGCUCUCAAGCACGGACAGAGCUUCAACUACACCAAAUUGUACUCCGACGAGGAGCUGACAGUCAGUUUCCCCACCGCCAUGGGUCUCCCCUUCGUCUACACCAUGAGGACUCCGUCCCUCGUACAAGUCGGCGGUGAAAUCCAGGCCCGCACUUACCCCGAACAGUACAGCGGCUCCAACGAGGAAAUCUCCAUCCCCGAGGCCGUCAACGCGAGUCUGGACAUCCACGCGGUAUACUCAACCAAGGUUAUCGCCAGGAUCGGAUUCGUCAAUCCCGCCAACCACCAACACCACAUGGCCGGUUACGACAAGAACUUCCAGGUGAAUCUACCCCUCAGCGCCGAGAUGGACAUCGAUCUCGAGAACAGCCACGUACGCGUCAAGCUCGAGCCCAUCCAACAGAACAAGGAGUACAACCUGUUCCACUACAGCAGCUGGCCUUACACCGCGCAAAAGGACAUUCUCAGCGAGAAACCCGUUUCCCAGCAAAAGGGAUACGCACUGAUCGGCGAACGCGGAUCCGAACAGAACGAAUGGGCGUUCGGUCAGAAAUCCACCGGACUCGCUCUCCGUUUCACUUCCGAGGGCGAGCAGACCGAGCACCAGUUGAGAAACUGGGCUUGGGAGAUGCUCCAGUCCGAAGACCCCCUGGCGAUCGCUUUCUCACUCGACGACGAGAUCCAACAGUCGAACUACAACCUUUGGUUGGACGGUCAGCACAGCAGCAACGAAGCCGUGGUGCUCACCGCUUCUUACGCCAACUACACCAAGGGAAUGGGCGGCGAUUCCGACUCCCAGUCGGGAUACCAACACCCCGCUGGACGCAAGAACUCCGGCAGCGAAGACAACCAAUCGUCCAGCACCUUUGUCCCCGCAUUCCAACCGAGCAGCCAGAAACCCGACAGCGAGAGCCGUCAACAGGAAUUGCUCCAGAAGGCCGCAUCCGGCAUCAAGGACGCCUACUCCCAAUCCAUCGACUUCGGAGCCGUGUUCCAGGGUAAGAACAAGGCCGAAUACGCCGCCACCUUCGCCAUGGCGAACAGCCCAGUGGACCCCAAGAGCCGCGUAGUUUUCUACUACGGCAGCAACCCCGCGCAACAGAAGAACUACCAGAUCUGUCUGAGCGCCCAGAGCUCCAGGCCGAAGGUGCCCGUGAUGGACUUCAUCAAGGCCCUCAAGGCUGACCCCACCACCAAAUUCGCGGCUGACCUCAAGUUCGGCGAACAGUGCCAAUCCGGUGCCCAGGUCCAGAUCCAAGGUCAAUUGGAACAGACCGAAGGACGAAGGGAGUACCUCCGCCGCACCCCGACCGGUCAGCAAUGCGCCCAGCAGAUGCAAGAGGGCAACAAGAUCCUCCCCGCCUGCCGCAACGUCACCGCACGCGCCAACUUCCUCAACGAAGGAAGUCUCACCGUCAAAUUCAGCCACGUCACCGACUACAUGAAGAACGUCUCCGCUCGGGCAUACGGCCUCGCUCGUUACUUCGGAUACCACAGCGCUUACGAAAACAUCGUCAACCCCGGUAACCAGAAGAACGGACAGAUCGACUUCGGAUACGAAAUCUCACCGGACUUCCAACGUUUGAACGUCAGCAUGAGCGCGCCCGGUUUGGACGCCAACAUCACCGACCUCGAAAUCCACCCGUGGGCCCGUUCCAUCGUUGCCGUCGACCCCGUUCAGUCCGGUGCACGUCGUUUCGCUAGAGAAGCACUCGCCGGACAGUACAACCCCACUUGCGUCAUCGACAACAACCAGGCUUCGACCUUCGACAACAAGACCUACCCCAUCGAGCUCGGCAACUGCUGGCACGUGGUGAUGACCACCAUCCCCGACCAGGACGCCGACGACGAACAGAACGGCGACGACGAGAUCCCCGAGGAUAUGCGCGUUAGCGUCGUAUGCCGGGACAUCAACGAACACCAGAGGGAGUGCAGACUGGUCCUCGGCGAGGCCGAGAUCGAGAUGUACCCCAACAACGACCAGGCUGCCAUCAAGGUGAACGGACGCGCCGUUCAACUAUCCCAGGAGGAAACCUACCGCUACACAUCCCAAAACGGCGAGAUCCAGUUCGAGGCUUACCUGAAACCAAGCGGCGUCGUCUACAUCCACUCCGAGGAGUACGGAGUAAGGGCUCUCUACGACGGCGAGCGAAUCAAGCUGAUCCUCAACAACGAAUACCGCGACCAGAUACGCGGUCUCUGCGGUACCUUCAACGGAGAGCCGGCGACCGACUUCACCGCACCCCAGAACUGCAUCCUGAAGAACCCCGAACACUUCGCCGCCAGCUACGCCCUCACCAAGGACCAGUGCGAAGGACCCGCCAAGGAGAACGCCCGCAGGGCCCAGCAGGCCCACUGCUACCGCGAAGCCGUGCUGUUCGGCAACGUGGUCAGCGACCAGGACGCCGGACGCUCCAAGAACAAGGACAGCAAAUGGGAGAACAACAAAUCCCGCAAGUCCGGCUCCGGCGGCAAGAAAUCCGGUAGUUGCACCAAAUUCGCCACCGCCACCAUCGAGGAGAACGGAAAGACCUGCUUCUCGCUGCGCCCCGUGGCCACCUGCGCCGCCGGCUGCAAGGCCACCAGGAAACAGGAAACCACCGUCAAGAUGCACUGCGUCCAGUCGAGCAGUUCCUCCCAACAACUCGUACACCGCAUCAAGCAGGGAGCCAACCCCGACUUCAGUCAGAAAUCCCACGACAAGAGUUCGAGGAUCGAGGUCCCGGAAAGUUGCGUUGCCCAGCAAUAGAGACAGGAGUCAAUGAGAGAAUCGGGAAGCGAUCGAUCCCGAUCGCCCCGUACGACAACCGCGAUACUCAACGGAACUUUGUACAUAGUGCAAAUACCUAUAACGUUAAAAAGCAAUUAAAAAAUUAACAAAAAAAAAAA